CUUCCUCCUCCUCCUCCUUUUCUCCUCUACCUUUUCUCUCAGGAUGUCGAAACUGGACAGUUCUUAACUCAUCUCUCCGCCUUCAUCCUGCUUUUCCCCCUUCGGAGGAAGACACCACCUUGUGCGGGUGCGCGCUGAGGGGAGGGAAAUAAGGAAAGCGGACAGGAGCGAAAACUUGAGAAACUUGUUUGUCAGCUCCCCCGGCUGACUCUCUGGGCGCGAGCCUGUUGGAAAAGGGGAGGGGGGGAAGAGGCGAGGGAAGGAGCGGAGGAGAGCAGCAUGAAAGCGAGCUGAGCGGAGCACGCCCGCCCGCCCGCCCGCCCGCCCGCCCGCCCGCCUGUCUGCCUGCCUGCCUGGUGGAGAUUCUGUCUGGAGAUUUGCGAGGCUCCGCAACUCCGCUCCUAGUGGUUCCCAGCGCUCCCAAGCAAGAGGUGCAUCAGGGGCUGGGCUGCGGCUGGAGUGCAUGCCUGGCCUUAAAGCGGCAGCUUCGUUUUCCUCUUCUCCAUCCCCAGCCCUUCGCCUCCGAAAAGCUGCGGAAGGGCCAUAGCUCGGUGGUAGAGCAUCUGCUUUGCAUGUGGACGGUCCCAGGUUCAAUCCCCGGAGCCUCGAGGUAUGCACACUUGAGCUGAUCUCCUUCCUCUCUCAGAAAGUUAAAGUGGAAGUUCUACUGCAGGGAUAGAGAAUCUGUGGCCCUCCAGACAUAGUUGGACUACAGCUCCCAUCAUACUUGAUCAUUAGCCAUGAUGGCUGGGAGACCAACGACCUUUCGAGGGGCACAGAAACUGCUGAUAGGAUGAAUUUGGAAAGAGAUUUGGACAAUACCUUUGAUGAGGACUCCCAGCCCAAUGAUGAAGAGGUGCCGUAUAGUGAUGAUGAGACAGAGGAUGAAUUGGAUAUUCAGCCUGCCGUUGAGCCAGAACAAAACCGCAUCAACACAGAGGUGGAAGUAACUCGAGAUACGCUUAGAAAAGAAUGUAGCUGGCAAGUUAAAGCAAAUGACAGAGACUUCCAUGAACAGCCCCACUUUAGGAAAACAACGUAUUUGUGCUGUACGAAAAGUAAAUAUGCAGGGAAUGCAAUUAAAACCUACAAGUAUAAUCCCAUUACCUUCUUGCCACUGAAUUUACUUGAACAGUUUAAAAGGGCAGCCAACUUCUAUUUCCUGGUUCUACUUAUUUUACAGACAAUUCCUCAGAUAACCACCCUCUCAUGGUAUACAACUCUGAUUCCUUUACUCUUGGUCCUCGGCAUCACUGCAAUUAAAGAUCUGGUGGAUGAUAUUGCUCGACAUCGGAUGGACAAUGAAAUUAACAAUCGCACAUGUGAUGUAAUCAGGGAGGGCAGGUUUAAAAAUACAAAAUGGAAGGACAUUAAAGUUGGCGAUGUCAUCCGUUUGAGGAAAAAUGCCUUUAUUCCUGCUGAUAUCGUGCUACUGUCCAGUUCAGAACCUAAUAGCCUUUGUUAUGUAGAGACAGCUGAACUAGAUGGUGAAACCAACUUAAAGUUCAAAAUGUCACUGGAGGUAACCGACAGAUACCUUCAAGAAGAGAGUGACUUGGCAACAUUUGAUGGCUUGAUAGAAUGUGAAGAACCCAACAAUCGACUGGAUAAAUUCGCAGGAACUUUGAUAUGGAGAGGAAAGAGCUAUGGUGUGGAUGCUGACAAAAUCUUGUUACGUGGCUGUAAAAUACGGAACACAGAUGUUUGUCAUGGACUUGUUAUAUUUGCAGGAGCAGACACAAAAAUAAUGAAAAAUAGUGGGAAAACACGGUUUAAAAGGACUAAAAUUGACUCCCUUAUGAAUUACAUGGUUUAUACGAUCUUCAUUUUACUUAUCUUGGUGUCUGCUGGCCUGGCUAUUGGUCACACUUACUGGGAGCAAGAGAUUGGCAAUUCCUCUUGGUAUCUCUACGAUGGAGAAGAUUAUACACCAUCCUACCGUGGCUUCCUUAACUUUUGGGGCUACAUCAUUGUUCUUAACACUAUGGUUCCAAUUUCCCUCUAUGUGAGUGUUGAAGUGAUCCGUUUGGGCCAAAGCUACUUCAUCAACUGGGACUUACAAAUGUAUUAUCCAGAGAAGGAUACAGCUGCUAAAGCCAGAACCACCACUUUGAACGAACAGCUUGGACAGAUUCACUACAUCUUCUCAGACAAAACGGGUACACUGACCCAGAACAUAAUGACGUUCAAAAAAUGUUGCAUAAAUGGACAAACCUAUGGAGAGUGCAGGGAUAGAACAGGCCAAGAACUUCAUCGUCCUGAGCAAGUUGACUUCAGCUGGAAUAUGCAUGCAGAUGGGAAACUUACCUUUUAUGAUCAGUAUCUCAUUGAACAAAUUAGGUCUGGCAAGGAACCUGAAAUUCAGCAGUUCUUCUUCCUCCUUGCAAUUUGCCACACAGUGAUGGUGGAUGCUAGUGAUGGUGGGCUCACCUAUCAGGCAGCCUCGCCUGACGAAGGAGCAUUAGUAACUGCAGCCAGAAACUUUGGUUUUGCUUUUCUUUCACGGACACAGAAUACUAUUACAAUAAGUGAAAUGGGAACUGCGAGAACAUACGAAGUUCUUGCCAUUUUGGACUUCAACAGUGAUAGAAAGCGGAUGUCUGUGAUCAUAAGAGAACCAGAUGGAGCAAUCAAGCUUUAUUGCAAAGGAGCUGAUACAGUGGUAUAUGAACGGUUGCAUCCAAGGAAUCCUAAAAGGCAAGCAACAGAAGAAGCCCUGGAUAUCUUUGCAAAUGAAACCCUUAGAACAUUAUGCCUUUGCUACAAGGACAUUAGCAAUGAGGAGUAUGAGGCAUGGAAUAAAAAAUUCAUGGCUGCUAGUGUUGCUUUAAGAAACCGUGACGAAGCUCUGGACAAAGUGUAUGAAGAAAUUGAAAGAAAUCUUAUUCUUUUAGGUGCCACAGCAAUUGAAGACAAGUUACAGGAUGGGGUUCCAGAAACAAUAUCCAAACUGGCAAAGGCAGAUAUUAAGAUCUGGGUGCUGACAGGCGACAAAAAAGAAACUGCUGAAAACAUUGGGUUUUCCUGUGAACUCUUAACAGACGAAACAACUAUAUGUUAUGGAGAAGACAUUAGCGCUCUUCUGCAAACAAGGAUGGAAAACCAGAGGAACAGAAUUGGAUCAAAUGUAAAUUCAUCUCAAAGAGCCAAUGAACCCUUUUUUCAGUCGGGUAGAAACCGGGCCCUAAUUAUCACUGGCUCGUGGCUGAAUGAAAUUCUCUUGGAGAAGAAAAAGAAGAGAAAGAAACUCUUGAAGCUGAAGUUUCCAAAAACAGCAGAAGAAAAACAAAAGCAUAUGGAGAGUAAAAGGAGAGCAGAGCUGAACAAGGAGCAGCAGCAGCGAAACUUUGUUGACUUAGCUUGUGAGUGUAGCGCGGUGAUCUGCUGCCGAGUAACGCCCAAGCAGAAAGCCAUGGUGGUUGACCUGGUGAAGAAAUACAAGAAAGCGAUAACCUUGGCCAUCGGGGAUGGUGCUAAUGAUGUAAAUAUGAUUAAAACUGCCCAUAUUGGUGUUGGAAUAAGUGGACAAGAAGGAAUGCAAGCAGUCAUGUCUAGUGACUACUCUUUUGGCCAAUUCAGAUACCUCCAAAGGUUGUUGCUUGUUCAUGGGCGAUGGUCGUACAUAAGGAUGUGCAAGUUCCUUCGGUACUUCUUCUACAAAAACUUUGCAUUUACAUUAGUUCACUUUUGGUAUUCCUUCUUCAAUGGCUUCUCUGCCCAGACAGCUUAUGAAGAUUGGUUUAUCACACUCUACAAUGUACUAUAUUCCAGCCUUCCAGUUCUUCUUGUUGGGUUGCUUGACCAGGAUGUGAGUGACAAGCUGAGCAUGCGGUUUCCUGCCUUGUAUGUAUCUGGACAAAAAGACUUACUUUUUAACUACAAGAAGUUCUUCAUAAGCCUCCUACAUGGUGUUAUAACCUCCCUGAUCAUUUUCUUCAUACCAUAUGGUGCUUACCUACAAACCAUGGGACAGGAUGGAGAAGCACCCUCGGAUUACCAGUCAUUCGCUGUCACAGCAUCCUCUUCUCUCAUCAUUGCAGUCAAUUUUCAAAUGGGUCUGGAUACAUCUUACUGGACAUUUGUUAAUGCCUUCUCAAUAUUUGGGAGUAUUGCACUUUACUUCGGUAUUAUGUUUGAUCUACACAGUGCUGGGAUACAUGUCCUUUUCCCUUCUUCCUUUCAGUUUACAGGUACUGCUUCAAAUGCCCUCCGGCAACCAUAUCUCUGGUUGACAAUAAUAUUAUCCGUUGCGCUUUGCUUGCUGCCAGUGGUUGCUCUCCGUUUCUUGACUAUGACUAUUUGGCCUUCAGAAAGUGAUAAGAUCCAGAAGAAUCGCAAGAAGUAUAAGGCUGAAGAGGAGCAGUGGAAGCGAAGGCAAAGCGUCUUCCGUCGUGGGAUAUCAGGCCGCCGUUCUGCUUAUGCCUUCUCCCAUCAGCGGGGUUAUGCUGACCUUAUAGCUUCUGGGCGGAUCAUUCGUAAAAGGAGAGCUUCGUUAACUGCAGUACUUGGCAACAAUUUGGCAGAAGUCAGUCAAGUUGAAGAAGCCAGCUGAUGAUUUUCUGUGUCCUACAGGAAGUGGGAUUUUUGUGGGGGGGGAAACAAUUGCACAAAGUUUUUAUUUUUUUAUGAAAGACUCAGGAAAAAGGAAAAAAUUAUGCAAGAUCAUGAAGGCAGCCUAAUUUCCACCGCAAGCUACUUAGUUUUGGAUGAUUGAACUGAAGAACUGAGCAGUGUUUUCAAAUCUUGAUCCUUGUAUAAAUAUUUUGUUUCAUGUGAAGUUGAAGGAUGUAAAUCAUCUAUGGAUUUAAAGACCAACGAUUUUAAGGUGUUUUUUUUAAAUGGUACUUAGAACUUUAUACCUUUUUUAUUACAAUCAUGAAAUAAAGUUUCAACUGAUGUUUUAUGCCUCGACACCAAAGAUGAACAGCUGAGAAGCAAAACAGUUGUGUACCACUUCAUUCCAUUAAUUAAUGCAGCUAUAAUGGUGAUUUUUAGGUAACCAAAGACUUCUUUUUCUAUUUAAGUUUGCUGUGCGGUUUUAUUUUGCAAGCAUUCAGAAAGUUAUUCACCAGUCAUGGGUUAUUGUAGCCUAUGGCAGCAUGCUUUAAUAAUUUUCAGGGGUUUGGGUGGGGGAAAGCUCAGUAUGUAUACAAUUCUUAAUCAGGUUAGCCUUCUACUAAUGUAGGAAUGGGGAGUCUGUGACCCUUCACAUGUUGUUGGAUUCCCAACUUUUAUCAGCCACAGCCAGAAUGAUCAUUGGUUAGGGAUGAUGGGAGUUAUAGUCUAGGAACGUCUGGGAGGCCACAGGUUCUGUCUAAGAGGCAUAGCUAGUUUGCCAUAUGCACUGAGUUUGGGCAUUCUUGGGGAAACUGCCACAGAAAUUAGUGGCAAUUGUUCACCAGCAGCAGUUGGUGAACUGCAUCUCUUUUCUAACAUUGUUUUAUACCACAACCUUUCACCAUUUUAAAAACAUCUCUUUGUGAUCUUUGUAUCUGUUUUACAAAAAGGGAAUAGGUAUUAAAUCAGGGAAGGGUGUAUUAUUGUCAUACUUUCUUGGGAAUGUGAUUGCUUUCCUACCUGCUUAAUCUUUAUCCAAAGUAGUUGGCAACUUAACAAUUGACUUGAUGUGGAAUGAUUCUCACAUUGUAUUUGUAUUACAUGGGAAUUAUUUCCAUGUAUAAAAAUGUGUGGACAUCAUGCUUGAAAAGCCCACAUUGUCUACUUCAGUACAUGUAUAUGUGACAAAAAAGGUAUGAAUGGGUUCUUCAUGCAUGAUAAUCCGUACACAUUUUACAUGCAUAAUUGAGAUCCAUGUAAGAAAUACGUCAUGUGUGAGACAGACUAAACUGAACAAAAUAUUUUCUUCACUGGGUGAUUGUUCAAAGCACAAAUUGGAGCAGGAAAAUAGAUCACAUGUAUGAUGGAUCUAUUUCACGAUGUUUUAAUAGUAAAAAUAAUUUCUGAGGGGUUUUUAAAUGUAUAGAUCUUCACUUUUUUUGUGUUAGGUUUACAUUUCAAAAAUUUCAACAUAUAAAAUGUAUCUUGUUAAAUAUUCACAAUAUAGUUCCACACUUUUUUUAUAAACCAUCCAACAUGGUGUAUAAAGUCAUCUUCUUUUGCACAGUUCUUCAUUAUUAUUAUUUAAUGUGAAAACGUUUACAGCUUUUAUUUUCAGUAAGUGGUAGACGAUUGAGUUUAGUUUCCUAGAUUGAUUUUUCUCUCCAUCAUAAGAUGAGGAAGUGGUUAGGCACAUGUUUCAAGCUCCUAAUCUGGGUGCAAUAUUGAUUUUAAUGUGCUGAUUGAAAUGGAUAUGCUGUAUACUUGUUCCCAAACCAUAAACUGUAAAUAUUUUAUUUGCCUAAAGAUAAUGUAUAUAUUAA
Messenger RNA from Rhineura floridana, 6380 nucleotides. RefSeq names its product ATPase phospholipid transporting 8B1 (gene ATP8B1). The record is from RefSeq and is a predicted model, not a curated record. The transcript has 31 exons. Gene Ontology annotation, cellular component: plasma membrane. Gene Ontology annotation, molecular function: ATP binding; ATPase-coupled intramembrane lipid carrier activity; magnesium ion binding. Gene Ontology annotation, biological process: Golgi organization; phospholipid translocation. Lineage: Eukaryota; Metazoa; Chordata; Lepidosauria; Squamata; Rhineuridae. Bases 794 to 4552 code for a protein of 1252 amino acids.